Molecule: messenger RNA, 3811 nt
Organism: Solanum stenotomum
Lineage: Eukaryota; Viridiplantae; Streptophyta; Magnoliopsida; Solanales; Solanaceae
Product: receptor-like serine/threonine-protein kinase ALE2
Exons: 16
Coding region: 187-3471 (1094 amino acids)
Biological process (GO): protein phosphorylation
Molecular function (GO): protein kinase activity; ATP binding
Source: RefSeq, a predicted model, not a curated record
AGCAUGUUAAUCUCACAAACACACCUUCUUAUGCUCCCUCUUACACCCCAUUUUUGGGCGUUUCUGCCUCUUCAUUGCUUCUUUCUCAAUUUUCCUUUUUUUUCUUUGUUAUUGCUUCAACUUAUCUAAUUUUAUCUCUUUUUUUUUGGUACAUAUUUUCUGCUUUUAUGUUGUGAGGUUUAUGGGAUGGGUGGAGUGAAGCUGCAACUUGUUUGUUUGGUGCUGGAAUUAUGUGCCUUUGCUUUCUCUAAGGGAUCUGCAGGCGUCAGUUUAUCGCCCUCUCCGUCAGCAUCCUCUGCAGUUCCUCCUGUUGAAGAGGGAAUACCCUCUUUUGUCUCUCAUGGGAAUGCAUCCACAAGUAAUGCACCUGCUCCUGCAUUUGAGUUAAAUGUAACAUCUCCUCCUGCAAAUGUCUUUCCACCACUGAUGUCCCCCCCUGUCCCUCCACCGAGAGAAGUUCUUACACCGUCUCUGCAACCAAGUGCACCCAUAAUAUUGCCACCACCUAGUUCAGCUCCGCCCGCAAUCAAUUCAGCCCCACCACAAAUUGUUUCUCUACCAUCUCCUCCUCCUCCAAUAGUGUGGAAUGAUCCCGCUCCAGUUCUGCCUCCGAGUGCUCCUAAGAGAGAGCAUCGACAUACUGAACAGCCUGUUGUUGUUCCAGAAGCUCCAGCACCAGUCUCGUCACCUGGAAGGAAAUCUACUGAAGAUGCACCAACUAAAGCUCCACCGCUACCUGGAUCUAUGCCACCCAGUGAGAGCAAGUCUCCAGAGAGUCCUCUCCCCUCAAUUGCCCCGGUCCUGAAUGCGCCUGCUCCAAGGGGAAAGCCGCGAAAUUCACUGCCCACCCCCCCAAGAAAUCCAGAAAUUUCACCAUCCAUUCCACCAGUCCUGAAUGCACCUUCUCCAAGGGGAAAGCCACAAAAUCCUCUGCCCACCCACCCAAUCAUUCCAGAAGUUUCACCAUCUAUUCCACCAGUCCUUAAUGCGCCUUCUCCAAGGGAAAAGCCACAAAAUCCACUGCCCGCCCGGCCAACCAAUCCAAAAGUUUCACCAUCUAUUCCACCAGCGACAGUUGCACCACCUCCGAGGAGGUUGCCUAACAAUUCACCACCCAGCCAUCCAAGACAUCCUCUAAAACCUCCAUCCGUUUCACCAGUUAAGCAUGAUAUAUCCCCUGUAUCAACUCCGUGGCCAAGCAUCAACCGUAAAAGAGCAAUUGCUCCAACUGUUGCACCUACUAAGGGAAUGAACCAUCAGCAUCCAGCAAAAGGAUUGUCAGUACCACCGAUGCUUGCGCCUUUAACUUCUCCAGAAAGUCAUGAUUCUCCUGCAAUAUCACCGUCUCCAAGUGCUUCAUCUAGACCAACUAAAAGUAAGAAGCCAUUUCUUUCCCCUAAAAUGUCUCCCUCUGGGUCUUCACCAAGGCAUCCAAAGAUACCGCAUCCAUUUCAAGCACUACCACCUCCACCUCCUAAUGAAGAUUGCGCUUCAUUGGCUUGUGCGGAGCCUUUCACAAAUGGUCCACCCAAAGCACCUUGUGUUUGUGUCUUGCCCAUGCGAAUUGGACUACGCCUUAGUGUAGCACUCUACACAUUCUUCCCUUUGGUUUCAGAGUUAGCUACAGAAGUUUCUGUUGGGGUAUUUAUGGAUCCAAGUCAAGUUCGUAUAAUGGGAGCAAAUUCAGCCAGCCAGUAUCCAGAAAAGACCAUUGUCCUUAUUGAUUUGGUACCCCUCGGAGAAAAAUUUGAUAACACUACAGCAUUUAUGAUAUCACAAAGAUUCUGGCACAAACAAGUUGUUAUAAAAUCACUUUUUGGUGAUUAUGAUGUAUUAUAUGUGCAAUAUCCAGGUCUUCCUCCCUCUCCACCUUCAGCAGCUUCAGACAUUGAUACCAUAGGUAGCCAACCAUAUCCUGGUGAUAAUAACGGAAGGACCAUACAGCCCCUUGGAGUUGAUGUGAGGGGGCAACAGCAUAAAAGUGGGCCGAAUCGGAGUGUCAUAGCAGUAAUUGUGUUGUCAGCCUCUGUCACAGUUAUUUUAUGUUGUGCCGUUGCAUGGGUUUUGCUUUUCAGACAUAGAGAUCACGGAUAUCAGUUAGAACCAACUCCACCAACUACAUUACCAUCCCUUGCAAAGUCAUCAGGGAUUGCAGCCUCCAUGAUUGGGAGUAGGCCGAACUCUCCUACAUUAUCCUUUAGUUCAAGCUUUGCUGCUUAUACUGGUUCAGCUAGAACAUUUUCUUCAAUGGAAAUUGAUAGAGCAACUGACAGCUUCAAUGAAGCAAGAGUACUAGGUGAAGGGGGAUUUGGUCGUGUUUAUAGUGGUGUGCUUGAUGAUGGGAUGAAAGUGGCAGUGAAAGUCCUCAAGAGAGAUGACCAACAGGGUGGUCGUGAAUUUUUGGCUGAAGUAGAGAUGCUUAGCCGCCUCCAUCAUAGGAACUUGGUCAAGUUGAUAGGUAUAUGUCUUGAGGAGCGCAGUCGCUGUUUACUUUAUGAGCUCAUCCCAAAUGGCAGCGUGGAAUCUCACCUUCAUGGUGUUGACAAGGAAAAUUCUCCACUUGAUUGGAAUGCCCGAAUGAAAAUAGCACUUGGUGCUGCCCGAGGCCUGGCCUAUUUACAUGAAGAUUCCAGUCCCCGUGUCAUACACAGGGAUUUUAAGUCUAGUAACAUCUUACUGGAACAUGAUUUCACCCCGAAAGUGUCUGAUUUUGGUUUGGCUAGAGCUGCAUUAGAUGAAGGAGAAAGACACAUAUCCACUCGAGUCAUGGGAACUUUUGGGUACGUAGCUCCAGAAUAUGCUAUGACAGGGCAUCUACUUGUAAAGAGUGAUGUUUACAGCUAUGGUGUUGUCCUUCUUGAGCUGCUAACUGGAAAAAAGCCAGUGGAUAUGUCUCAGCCACCAGGUCAAGAGAAUUUAGUGGCUUGGGCACGCCCACUCCUAACGAGUGAAGAAGGUCUGGAGUUGAUUGUGGACCGUAAUUUGGGGCCUGAUUUCCCUUUCGAUGACAUUGUAAAAGUAGCUGCUAUUGCGUCAAUGUGUGUUCAACCAGAGGUAUCACACAGACCUUUCAUGGGUGAGGUUGUCCAGGCCUUAAAGCUGGUAUGUAACGAAUGCGGACAGACAAAAGACGUAGUGUCUCGAAGUUGUAGCCAAGAUAAUCUGUCUAUUGACAUGGAUACUAGGAUUAGUACAACUUCAAGCCAAGUCCUGAACCCUAUACAACCUCAAUCCCCAGUUUCUAACUCUGACAGUGAGCUGGAUGUUGAGAGGGGACUUUCAAUGUCAGAUUUACUGAGUCCGUUAGCAAGAUACGGAAGGCAAGAAUCUGAUUCAUUUAGGAGGUAUUCUAGCUCAGGUCCUCUGAGAAAAGGAAAAACCAGGAGGCUAUGGCAGAAAAUGAGAAGAUUAUCUGGAGGUAGUUUGAGCGAGCACGGCGUGAUGUUUGGGUUACGGCCUGGAUCCCACUAAUUGAAGUUUUCAUCUUUGAUUUUGAUAAAUGUUUCUGCAAAAUGUCAAUUUUCGCCAUCCAUGCUGGAUAUACUAGAUUGAGCAUGGAAUUGUACAGCACCUUCUUUAUCAAGACAUAGAAUGAGGAAGCAAACACCAACAUACUCAAAUUGUCCUGAAUGCUAUCGCGUAAUCCAUGAGUAUGAUAAACCCUCCGCCAAAAGCUGGGAAGAACUGUGCGCGACAAGAUAUCUGAAUAGUGAUUUCAUCUUAUGUAAGAAGAUUGUAUUUAUUGUAACAUGCUAAUUGUUCAUAAAAGGAAUCAUAGUUCUUUAUCUUCUGGUAUUGAGUUUGAACCUUG